Molecule: messenger RNA, 789 nt
Organism: Lathyrus sativus (Indian pea)
Lineage: Eukaryota; Viridiplantae; Streptophyta; Magnoliopsida; Fabales; Fabaceae
Source: the annotation of a GenBank genome assembly
AUGGCCACGGCGGCGGAAUCAUCGGAACCGGAGAUACCUCCUUCCCCUGUUAACCACCCCACAAUCACAACCACCCAACCCCAAACCCUAGAUGUAAAACCGUUUAUCGACUACGCUGUUGCCGAAGCCCUUUUCUACCAAAAGACCUUUAACGACGCCGUCGAAUCUGCAAUCGAUGCUUCAACAUCUCGUUUUUCUCAAAUUCGAUCAACCUCUUCAGCUCAUUUUCAGCAAACAUUGUACUAUUUGGAUGAUUUCAAGUCGCAGUACAAUGCUUAUGAGGAUAUUUUGUUUGGAAAAAUCAAAGAGGGUGUACAUGUUGCAGCUUCACAUCCAGUAAUCACUUGUGGAGCCACUGCUGCUAUGGGGCUUCUGGUCCUCAAAAGGCCCCGUCGGAUUUUGUACUCCAAUGCUAAGCGUCUUUUUGUUAGCGAAGAGGCUUUGGUUUCUAAAGCCAAUGCUGAAGUUAAAGAGUUGCGGCAGUCAAUUGAUCUUCUGAAAGCUGAAGUUGAAAGGAUGGAGAAGAGUGCAUUACAUGCAGAAGAACAAUUCUUACAUGGAAGGACAAAACUCAGACAAGCAGGAAAGCAAAUCCGAAAUGUGAUUCAAUCGGCAUAUAAAAUUGAGAGACAAGCAGGAGGUUUAAAAGAUAUCCUUGGAGAGCUCCCUAAAAGAGAAGCAUCUCACUUUCGGUCACAGGUUUCCCAACUUGCUUCUGAAGCAAAGCGAGAAAAGAAUUCCUUGGCCAAGGAGGUCUCUAAAAUUAGCAACUAUGGCAUCUCCGUUUGA